UAGAAGUGGUAAUGCUGGAGGAAGAAGCGGCAAAGAAGAAGAAGGAAGAAGUGACCGUCGCGGAAAAUUCGGUUUGGAACCAAGACUGGCCGGACGACAUUGUGGAGAAAAUAGUGAUGAAGGUUCUGAAAGAGCUGAAAUACUCUACAAGCGAGAACACCCAAGACAACAAGGCUCUUAAAGAGACACGCGGCGAUGCAGGUGGAUUUACGAACCUAGCGUUGUACAAGCCUGCCUACCAGAGCAGUGUGUCUUGGAACGGUAACCCAGGUCGUGCUGUAGACGGUGGUCGCAGUGGGUCUUUUGCAGAUGGCUCCUGCUCUCACACCGACACAGAAGACAACCCCUGGUGGUACGUCGAUCUGGAAAGAACGCAAGAAGUCGACCACAUCACCAUCUUCAACCGACAGGACUGUUGCUGGGACAGGAUCACUCCAUUCGAGGUGUACAUUGGAGACAAAAGCAACGUGACGGAAAACCAAAAGCUUGUUGGAGAUUUCAGCUUUCCUGCGGGACAGGCAGAGAAGACCAUUCAGGUCGGCGGCCUGAAGGGGCGGUACGUCAGCAUCACCUUACCUGGCAGCAACCGGAUUCUCGCUCUGUGCGAAGUGGAGGUUUAUGGAGAAUGGACAUGCCCGGAUGUUGACCCUGUGACUGACCCUUUGAAUGGCGGCCAUCAGUGCCCGGAUCAGGACCACACCCUCGCCCCAUGGAAUCCUGGGCACGACACCAGCGCGCAGGUGGUUGUGGGUAGAGGACAGAACUACCUUCUGAUGUCAUCCGCCACAUUUAUGUCACUGGAAAUCAGAGAUGGAGGGCGAGUGGUGCUUGCCGACUUGGGCUCCACAAGUGACGCUGAGAUUGUCCUGAGGGCCCGUGAUGUAACAGUGGGAGAUGGUGGAGAGUUCCACAUCGGCAGUGAGACCUGCCCGUACCAGGGGAAGGCCACGGUGUCCCUGUACGGUCGCUCGGACGAUAACGUCAACAGCACCAAGCAGUUCCUGGUGACGUCAGGCGGGACUCUGGAGAUCCACGGGCAACACAAGGUGGCGUGGACACAGCUCACACAGACAGUGCCACAAGGAGGACUUCCUAAGGGUGCGUAUUCUUGGGACUCUGCCGUCGACGGAUGGCAGCGUGGCAUCAACGUUCGCGUCAUUGACGAAAUCUCGGCGGCUGUGGUGGAUUCGGCAAACUUCGACACCUGGAGUAGCGAGGACCACAGCCGAAGUUUGGCGACCUUCCUCGACCAGAUUCCGGCCGGACGAAUCGUGGCGCUCGCGGUAAUGGACGAAGCAGUAGGUAACCUGGAGGACUCCGCAAAGGAGAAGCUCAGGGAGCUUGGUAGUGUGGAGGUGGAUUCGUUGAAAUGGAGGGAACCGUGGACACUUGUGGCGAUCAAGGGAGAUCCGGGUGCUGCCGUUGAACAGAGGAUCCCAUACACAGACUCACAGAGCACGGGCACAGCAACAGUGACGGUCUCCUUCAAUGGCUUUUUCGGGGCCUUUGUCGUCAUCGUCUCCAGUGAAUGGUUGGGAGGUUCAGCUCGGUGCACAUUUUCUGUUGGUCGCCAUGACGAUGGGUACGUCAUCAACCUGAAGGACGACGUCAGUUCCUGGCUGCCUGGAGACCACAUCGUGCUGGCCAGUACGGACUACAACAUGGAACAGGCAGAGGAGUUCCAGCUGCUGCCGUGUCAGGAGUGCUCCAACCAUCAGGUCAAAAUCAGCGGUGAGAUCGGCUACAUGCACUUCGGUGAAAUCUCUGAUGAAGUAGACUUGCGGGGAGAGGUCGGUCUAUUGACCAGGAACAUCAAGUUCCAGGGGGAGGUAGAGGACAGCUGCUACGGGGACAACAAAUGUCAGUUCUUCGACUUUGACACAUAUGGAGGGCACUUGAAGGUUCUGAAACAUUUCAAAAACGUCCACUUGUCCGGUAUCGAGUUCACCCGCAUGGGUCAGCAGAUCCUGGGCAGAUAUCCUGUCCACUUCCACAUGACGGGAGAUGUGGACGAGAAAGGAUGCUACAGUCGCCCAACGUACGUCCGAGAGCUGUCCAUUCACCACUGCUUCUCCCGCUGUGUGACCAUCCAUGGCACCAACGGGUUGCUGGUCCAAGACACAGUCGGUUACGAGACCCUCGGCCAUUGCUAUUUCCUUGAGGACGGAGCGGAACAACGUAACGUGCUGGACCACAACCUCGGCCUGUCGACCCGAUACGGCACCCAGCUGCCGACCGACAGGGACCAAAACAUGUGCCGGAACAUACUGGAUGGGGUGUACGGCGAUUACACUCCCAACCCCUAUUCGGACUGUCUGAUGUUAACCACGUUUUGGAUCUCCCAUCCUAACAACAAUCUCAUCAACAACGCCGCUGCCGGCACCCAGGGCGUUGGUAUAUGGUACCUCUUCCAUCAUGAGCCGACAGGCCUGUCAGCGGGAUCACUUCCACCUUUACAGUCAUCGUACUCUCCAAUGGGACGGUUCUACAACAACAGGGCACACUCUAAUGGACAGGGGAUGAUGAUAGAGGCCGGAGUCAAGACUACACCAGCAACGGCUUCCUCACCGUCCGAAUUCCUGUCCAAGGCUGGUGGGAGGUACAAGCCUCAUCAGAACUCGGACCUACUACAGCCCCGUGUACCGGCCAUGCUGGUGGGGUACACCGCCUUCAAGAACCGUGGAUGGGGUGCAUGGAUCCGUGGAGGGGACAUCUGGUUCGACAAGAGCGCGUUUGUUGAUAACGGAGUAGGACUGGUGAUGGCAAGUGAAGGAAUAUUCCCUAACGACGAGGGAUCGAGUCAGCAAAUCUGGAACAGCAUCUUCAUCGGAGAGAGUGAGAACGUGGGCACGAAAACCGGAUCCAGGGCCUGGGGGAUGGGAAGUGUCAAGCCGGUGGAGAGGACCUGGCCCGGCUCUACAGCGAACAACUUACGAGGCCUUAUUGUGUACGAUGGUCCCAUCUUCGUGGACAGCUGUACUUUCAAGAGGUACGCCAUAGUACCCGAGGCCGAUCGGUGGAGCAGCGCCAUUGGGUUCAAAACUAAGAAUGGCUGGCAAAACACGCCAAAGAACAACAUUACAAGAUCCAAGUUUGAAAAUGUUCAAAGUCGCAUGUUCUUAGGCGCGGCAGGCAUAUCAGGCUUUGGUGAGCACAGCAGAGACGGAGACAAGACCAACAUUCUGCACGACUUGGACGGGAGCCUCACCGGCUACCCGGACAGCUACUUAGUCGGGCCGGACAACUACCUGGUCAGGAACCCCGGCUGUGUGGAGAAACCAGACUGGAUCGGUCUCGUCUGUCGUGGAGAUUAUGCAUCGUUGUUCAUCAAUACCAACCAUCAGAGGAACAAGAUGUCGAUGUACCGUGACGAGUAUCCGGAUACACCAGUUACACUGAAAACUCCAGGGCAGACAAAUUACUACAUGCCGGUGGUGAUGCUAGACAAGUCGUACACCGUCCACUGGGACGGGAAGGCUCCGGAGCAAAUAACCGUAUAUCCAAUAAACUUUGACAGUGGCGACUGGGUCCGAGUUGGCUUCUGUUACCCGCCAGGAACCACCUUCCAGGUGACGUACCAACUGCAGACGCGCGUCCCAGAUGCCGUCGUACACGAAGAGGACGUCAGUUCUGUGUCAAGUCUUGCUGAAAUAGACGGCGGUGAUGGCAAACUCUACUACUUCGAAGAAAGCACAGGCCUUUUGUUCCUGAAAGUCCGCGCUAACUACGACCGGGAAGGCCACAACUACUGUUCACACAUGGGCUGUGAGAGGAUCGUCAUCUCGGCCACCAUGACAAGUGACGCGAUCAGCGACUGUACGGCAGCAGCUUAUCCCAAGUACAGCCUGACGCCGACAGAGACACUCUCCAGCCCGAGCUUCAUGAGUAUGGUCAACGACUGUAAAGGCUGUGGUGCUCCAGAACCAAUCGUAUUUGAUGAGGGUAAGACGUUUGUGGAAGUGACGGUUGUAUCAGCUGCGUCUCAGGAGAUGCAACAUGGCCACGGGUCCUUCAUCCAGAUAGACGGUGUCCAGUUUGAUAGCCAUCACCAUGGUCACCUGGUCAUCAGCGUUGAUGCCGUGUCUGGCUCGGUCACACAUGAAAUGACGUUCCCUCCUGGCGCCGAGCUGGCCAUGGCAACCUUCAUACGUCACAUCAUCUCACCAAACUCCAUAGUCCUGGUAGCAGCGGCUGACGCUUCGAGUCUGAACACACAGGACUGUCUGUCAGCUCUGAAACAGAUCGGAGCGCAGGAACUUGACACUGUGAACGUUGGAGGUACGUUCGCCAUGGUGGGCUUCAAGGGCACAUUCUGGCCUACCUGGAUCCAGCAAGUCAACCUGCCGUCCGAUCAGGGUCCGGCACAGAUCUACACCAAGAUCCCGCUCAUGGGCGUAAACUGAGUUACGCACAUAUAGCCAGCGUCCCCUCAUUCAAUAAACGCACAAAA
Branchiostoma floridae (Florida lancelet) is the source of this 4450-nucleotide messenger RNA. RefSeq names its product cell migration-inducing and hyaluronan-binding protein-like. The coding region runs from base 12 to 4403 and encodes 1463 amino acids. The transcript has 27 exons. NCBI's taxonomy places the organism in Eukaryota, Metazoa, Chordata, Leptocardii, Amphioxiformes, Branchiostomatidae. The record is from RefSeq and is a predicted model, not a curated record.